Molecule: messenger RNA, 603 nt
Organism: Trifolium pratense (red clover)
Lineage: Eukaryota; Viridiplantae; Streptophyta; Magnoliopsida; Fabales; Fabaceae
Product: pathogenesis-related protein PR-4-like
Exons: 2
Coding region: 24-461 (145 amino acids)
Biological process (GO): defense response to fungus; defense response to bacterium
Molecular function (GO): RNA nuclease activity
Source: RefSeq, a predicted model, not a curated record
CAUACACAAAAACGAGAGAAAUAAUGGAGAGCACAAAGAGAAGUUUAAGCUUGUUGGUAUUAUGUUUUCUUAUGGGAACAUUAAUGUUAGUGAGUGGCCAGAGUGCAACCAACGUAAGGGCAACAUAUAAUAAUUACUACCCUCAGAAUAUUAAUUGGGACUAUCUCACCGCCGGUGUAUACUGUGCUACAUGGGAUGCUAACCAGCCCUUGUCAUGGCGUAAAAGAUAUGGUUGGACUGCCUUUUGUGGACCCGCCGGACCACAUGGCAGAGAUUCUUGCGGCAAAUGCUUGAGGGUGACAAAUACUGCAACCAAUACUCAAACAACAGUGAGAAUAGUGGAUCAAUGCGCCAAUGGUGGACUUGACUUGGAUGUGAAUGUCUUCAAUCAACUGGAUACCAAUAAACAGGGUUACCAUAAUGGUCAUCUUACUGUUAACUAUAACUUUGUUAAUUGUUAAUUAAUGUGAAUGAAUGAAUCACUUCUUUGUGAUCCCAAGUUGUAGUAGUGCUGCCUAACAUAAUACCAUAAAUAAAACUAGCGGUGCUACUUAUUAUAUACUUAGCUUUGGAUGAAUCAUACUUGUUCUUAUUUAUUGGUUA